Molecule: messenger RNA, 469 nt
Organism: Owenia fusiformis
Lineage: Eukaryota; Metazoa; Annelida; Polychaeta; Sabellida; Oweniidae
Source: the annotation of a GenBank genome assembly
UUCAGUUGUUUCCUGUCAUCUCUAACAGUGAUUAAGUUCUAUGAACAGUUUACGCACACUGGUAAAGUGCACUGGAAGCAGUCUGCUAAGAGUGUCACAACGUAACAUCAUGGGGUCACUGUUUUCAUCCGAUACAGGAUCAUCUAACCCAGAGCUAGAACAAUUUGUUAAGGAAAAGAUUAAUGGAAAUUGUGUCAUGGUUUUCUCCAAAACUACCUGUGGAUUUUGUCGGAUGGCUAAAGAAACAUUGAAUAAUGCUGGAGCUACGUAUGAAGCCUUAGAGAUCAAUAAUCGACCAGAUGCUUAUGAAAUACAAAGUAUCUUAGGAAAGAUGACAGGCUCUACUACGGUACCAAGAGUUUUCAUCAAUGGAAAGUGUAUAGGAGGGGGUAGCGAGACUAAAUCACUUCACAAUGCUGGGAAACUUAUUCCAAUGAUAGAAGACUGUGGAAUUAAAGCAAGCUUGUGA